AUGUCCCAUUCGGGAAGGCGAGGACGCCUGCUUUUGAAUGCAUCCCCCGUCUGCAACCUAUGCGGCGAAAGUAUUUAUAGCUUCUCGACCGGUAUUUCUGAGAUCAUAAAUCGUAAUGCACCGAAAGGCGUGAGCCUUUUCUCACUGCAUAAUCGAUGGAUCGACGGAAGACCGACAGAUCUGGAUGAGAUACACUUCGACGAGAUGUGGACAUGUUCUGGCACGUUUCGAGUUCCCUUGGGCAUGGUCGCAGUGUAUUUCAACCCUUUCGAUACUUUCGACCCGGAAGGCACAUUCCAUCUCUCUGGUGUUGGCGAGCUUCGACCAGGUCAAACAACAUGCCUCCCACAGGAUGAUAAUCAAAUGAUUCUGUGGAAUUACCAAAGCCCUACCCAACACGCCUUGCCCACUCCGAAAUUUUUGUCGGUGCUUUCAAAUCUUCUAACAUUUCCUAUGCACGAACGAUGCUGGCGCCUCAUGACUCAAAUUCUCGAUGUCGAGUUGAUCAAAAAGAAUAUGGAUAUCUUUGUGCGCGCAAUGUGUCAGCCAUGGCUACUCACAAGGCCUGUGUCUAAUUCAAGCCGAUCUUACCCCGUGGUAGAACUGUCCAAGCUGUGUGUCAAUUUGCCAAGAAGAUUCCGCCUAACCCCUACAUUGUUUCGUGGCAUGGGUGAUGAAGACCUAAGCCAUAUGCCUCGUGACUUUCGCGGUGCGGACCCACUGAACGACUCCUACGUUGACAAGGUAAUUGCCAAGUAUGCAGCAAAGUACACCAAGAAGAGGGAGAAGGGGUUUGAACCAACUUGGCAACCUUCAAUACCCACCCAUACAAUGUCCCGACGAUCCCAGGGUACUUUCAGACCCAGGAACGUGUUUCUCCCAACCGAACUCAUCUUGAACAUCGCAGAUUAUUUGGGACAUCACAAGGACAUCCAAAAUCUGCUUUCCGUGUUUCCGCAUUGGCAUCCAAUGAUCCCAGACACUUACUGGAGACGUCGAUUCAUUGAUGAUAACUGUCUAAACAAUAUUCAAUUCCCGUCAGAAGCUCUGGAUUGGCAGCAUCUCUAUCUCAACUGUGACAGGCUGCUACGACCCUCCUUGGGAUGGCGCAACAGGCAGCGUAUCUUGAGUCAACUGCAAGGGACUAAAGAGCGAUUCUUGCGGCAACUCGAGCAGAAGGGAAAGUGA
Penicillium mononematosum is the source of this 1188-nucleotide messenger RNA. RefSeq lists its product as uncharacterized. The coding region runs from base 1 to 1188 and encodes 395 amino acids. The record is from RefSeq and is a predicted model, not a curated record. NCBI's taxonomy places the organism in Eukaryota, Fungi, Ascomycota, Eurotiomycetes, Eurotiales, Aspergillaceae. The transcript has 2 exons. Gene Ontology annotation, molecular function: protein binding.